Messenger RNA from Hibiscus syriacus, 2859 nucleotides. Its product is annotated as glutamate receptor 2.7-like. The record is from RefSeq and is a predicted model, not a curated record. Gene Ontology annotation, cellular component: plasma membrane. The transcript has 5 exons. Gene Ontology annotation, molecular function: glutamate-gated receptor activity. Bases 16 to 2859 code for a protein of 947 amino acids. NCBI's taxonomy places the organism in Eukaryota, Viridiplantae, Streptophyta, Magnoliopsida, Malvales, Malvaceae.
GUAUCAUAUGCAAUUAUGAAGACUUUCGAGUUCUUUAACAACAUGCAAGCACCUCGUUGUGUCUCUUUUUCCAAUAGAGUUUACAAGCUUUGGCUUUUCAUUUUUGUAUUCAUAUCUGUCUUUCUAGUUCUUUCAUAUGGAGAAGAGACUAGAAAUGAUAACAAUGUUACAAACAUCGGCGUAAUCAUCGAUGCCGAUUCGCGUAUCGGGAGAGAAGAGAAAACAGCCUUGGAAGUUUCUGUUCGGAGUUUCAAUAACAGUGUUUCAAACAAUCAUAAGCUCUCCCUUUAUAUUCAGAACUCUAAAAGAGAUCCCCUCCUUGCUGCUACUGCUGCUGAGAAAUUGAUUAAAGAGAAACAAGUUCAAUUGAUUAUUGGCUUGGAAACAUGGGAAGAAGCAGCUCUGGUUGCAGAUAUCGGGAGCCGAGCUCGAGUGCCGGUCCUUACGUUCGCAGCACCUGCCAUUGCGCCACCAUUAGCCACCUCUCGUUGGCCUUACUUGAUAACAAUGGCUAAUGGUGAUUAUCAGCAAAUGAAAUGUAUUGCAGGUCUCGUUAAUUCAUUCAACUGGAAAAGGGUCAUUGUGAUUUAUGAAGACAAUGCCUUCGGUGGUGAUUCCGGGAAGUUAUCGCUUUUAUCGGAAACUCUUCGGGAUGUCGGCUCGGAGAUCGAAUACCGAUUAGUUCUUCCGCCGUUUUCUUCUCUUCCGAAUCCAAGUGAAGUUGUCCAAGAGGAAUUGAUGAAGUUAUUCAACCAUCAAUCUCGAGUUUUCGUUGUUCUUCAGUCAUCAUUACCAAUGACUAUUUAUUUGUUCGAAAAGGCAAAGAAGAUUGGACUCGUGGGAAGAGACUCAGCUUGGAUAGUUACCGAUACAAUAUCGAGUUACCUUGACUCGUUUAACAGUUCAGUGAUUUCCUACAUGGAAGGCACUUUAGGAAUCAAGGCCUACUAUUCUGAGGAUUCUGAUCUUUACAAAACAUUCUAUCCCCAGUUCCGAAGAACUUUCCGAAUCGAAAAUCCAGAGGAAGAUAACUUUCAACCUAGCAUCAACGCCUUACGAGCAUAUGACAGCAUUGGAACCAUCAAGCAGGCCAUGGAGAGAUUGAGAAGUGAAGAAAACAAUCCAAAUGCAUUGUUCAAAAAUAUAUUAUUAAGCAAUUUCAACGGAUUAAGCGGCAAAAUUCACUUCGAUGAAGGCAAGCUAUCACACGACCCGAUACUAAGGAUCGUAAAUGUGGUCGGAAAAAAGUAUAAAGAGUUGGAUUUUUGGUUACCAGGGACUGGAUUCUCAAGGAACAUUGUAAAGCAAAAUGGAACUGGUUAUGUUGGUGAUAGUAUAUCUGCUGGUUUUACUGGUACAGUCACUUGGCCUGGUGAUUCAAAGUUAGUUCCAAAAGGAUGGGCAAUGCCUACAAGUAUGAAUCAAAUGAUCAUCGGAGUUCCAGCAAGAACAGCAUUCGAGAAAUUUGUUAAGGUUGAAGAUGGUAAGUAUCCAGGUGUGAAGAACUAUGGUGGUUUCUGCAUUGAACUUUUCUAUGAAGUUCUAAGUGUUCUUGAUUAUGCUUUGCCUUUUCAAUUUGAUCCCCACAAUGGCACAUAUGAUGAACUGGUCCACAAAGUUUACAAUAAGACUUACGAUGCAGCCAUCGGUGACAUAACUAUACUAGCAAGAAGAACAGAUUAUGUUGAAUUUACUCAGCCAUAUGCAGUAUCUGGGCUAUCAAUGAUAGUUCCGGUGAAGCCAGAGGGCUCGGCAUGGAUGUUCCUCAAGCCUUUCACCACAGAAAUGUGGUUGGUUACUGGUGCAAUCUUAAUGUACACAAUGUUCAUAGUUUGGUUCUUGGAACACCAGUCGAAUCCCGAAUUUAAAGGACCAUGGAACAAUCAGAUUGGCACAGCACUUUGGUUCACUUUCUCCUCCCUUUUCUUUGCUCACAGGGAGAGACUUUACAGUAACCUGACUAGAGUGGUGGUUGUAGUGUGGCUUUUUGUUGUGUUGAUCUUAAACUCGAGCUACACUGCUAGUCUAACUUCAAUGCUCACUGUGCAGCGAUUAGAACCGAAUGUUACAGAUAUCGAAUGGCUAAAGAGGGCCAACGUGAAGAUCGGCUGUGACGGUGAUUCAUUCGUGAGAAACUACUUGGAGGAGGUACUUGAGUUUAAAAGUUAUAAUAUCGAGAAUGUUAGCAGUGAAUACAAUUAUGAAGGGGAAUUCGAGAGCAACAAAAUAGCUGCAGCGUUUCUUGAACAGCCGUAUGGGAAAGUUUUUCUCAGUCAUUACUGCAAGAAAUUUACCACUUCCUCACCUACACACACAUUUGGUGGAUUAGGCUUCGUGUUUCAGAAAGGCUCGCCAAUAGCUAGGGAUUUUUCAAGAGCCAUUUUAAGAUUAUCAGAAGAUGGAACUCUCAAGUCAUUGGAAGAGAAGUGGUUUGCUCCUUCACCGGAUUGUUCGGCCAACAUAACUGACAGCAGUAAAACCGAUAGUUUGAGCAUCCACAGCUUCUGGGGUCUUUUCGUUAUAUCUGGUGUCACGUCUACCAUUUGUUUGCUGCUCUUCGUUGCUCACUUAAUGAAUAAAUAUUGGCACCAUCAAGAGGAGAAUAAUGUCGGCAACUUGUCUCCAGUUGAUGACAGUGUUUGGAUCAAGGCAGUUAGAGUUGUCAAAUUUCUUUAUAAUGGAGAAGUCUGUGUUCAGGGGGAACUUUCAGCCGGCCCUCGAGCACCAGACAUCGAUGAAUGGAGCUCUUCAAGGUGGGAUUAUGAUCAGAGUCCAGCUUCCAUUAACAUGGAGAAUCUUGAGGUGACAUCACAAGCAGAAGCUGAGAAUGAAAUUCAGUUGCAGAUUCAAACAAAUUAA